Nerophis ophidion (straightnose pipefish) is the source of this 2081-nucleotide messenger RNA. RefSeq names its product BEN domain-containing protein 4. The record is from RefSeq and is a predicted model, not a curated record. Lineage: Eukaryota; Metazoa; Chordata; Actinopteri; Syngnathiformes; Syngnathidae. The transcript is spliced from 6 exons. Bases 226 to 1770 code for a protein of 514 amino acids. Gene Ontology annotation, molecular function: DNA binding.
UUGAAUAAUUUUGUCAAUUUAACAGUUAACGUGCCUGCUGUCUUUGUCGUCCACAUCCCCGUAGACAAGUCCCGCCUGCAGUCUCAACGUGGACCCUCCCGCCUGGGGAUUGGAGCGGCUGCAUGUCAGUAAAUAUUAGCCGCCCUCCCUCCGUAGUGUGCCAGGGGAACAGAGCCAGACAGCGGCGGAUCGAUCCAUCGCGCACGCUCCAUACAGAAGGAAGGGAUGGAGGGGGAGAUGCAGCCCGCCGACGAAGGCCCCUCCGCCGCCAAGACGCGACGCGGUGUCCCCGCCUGGAGCCUCCGCUGCAAGCUUCCGGAAGAACCGCCGCGCCUCGACCGCUCCGCCGUGAUGGAGCCUCCGCUCUUCUGUGACGCCCGUCAGUUCAUCUUCCAUCCCGGGCAGCCUCUCCCUUUCCAGGCGGAGCACUACCACCGCCAGAGGUUCUCCGACGAGGCCAGGCCCAGCUGCGGGGUCCCGACAUCCACCUCGGCGGCAGCGGGCGGCGUCGCUCUUGGUGCCCCGCAGAAGCGCGCCGUCAGCGGCGUAGCCGAGUGCAGGUUGUCCCCUGGACGCCUGAAGCAGGAAUCUCCAGACUGCACGUUUGGUAUCAGCUCAGAGAACCGUCUCAUCUUGGACGCCUUCGCCAAGGAAUGCAGUCGGGUGCUGAGCCUCCUCAACAACGGGCGGCUGCUGCAACCAUCGCCGUCGUCCGCGUCCUCGGCCAACAUCAAGCUGGAGGACGUGUCCGUGGGCCGCCGUUGCUCCUCGUUGAGCAAGUCCAAGGCUGAGGAGCGCUCCUCCUCCUCGUCAUCCUCUCCCUCCACCGAGCCGGAAUACGAAGCCCAGCAAAGCCAGCAGACGUCCGCCGUCCUCAGCAUCUUCACAGACUCUCUGCACAACUAUCUGCUCUCGGGGCAGCAACAGCAAGCCCGUCUGGUCGUGGUCCAGGACGAGGAGCAGCAGUGCCACUCGGCGGAGCCCGCCUCUCCCUCCAGACGCGCCCUGGGCGGUUGGGGCUCGCCGACGCCCUCCGACUCGUACGGACACCCUUCGUCCACGCUGCCCGAGGAGGACGAGGAGGAGGAAAGCUGCUGCCCGCGUUGUUUGGAGCUGGAGCAGGAGGUGCUGUCGCUGCAGCAGGAGAACGAGGAGCUUCGCAACAAGCUUGAGAAUGUCCCAGUUCCCUGUCAAGACGUCCUCGACUACUUCAAGAAUGUUCUGGACUUUCACAACCAGCUCGUGCCGCCGAUACCAGAGGAGGCGCUCACAGAGGAAGAAGAACAGCAGACUGUGUUUGAGGGAAGCAAGCAGCUGCUGGAGAACUACCCGCUCUUCAUCAGCAGCAAGCAGUGGGACGAGGCCGUCAACUCUUCCAAGAAGGACGGCAGGCGGCUGCUGCGCUACUUGAUCCGCUACGUCUUCACCACCGACGAGCUCAAGUUCUCCUGCGGCCUGGGCAAGAGGAAGCGCUCGGUCCACCUGAGGGAGUCGGGCCACGAGAGGCGGCCGCUCAACCCCGUCAAAGUCAGCUGCCUCAGAGAGUUCAUCCGGAUGCACUGCGCCUCCAACCCAGACUGGUGGAUGCCCUCGGAGGAGCAGAUCAACAAAGUUUUCAGCGACGCCGUCGGACACGCUCGGCAGGGCCGCGCCGUGGGCACCUUCCUGGGCGGCGGCGGUGGCGGCGGAAUCUACAUGGACAGCUUCGACGGACAGCUGUCGCAGGACGAGCUGUAUAUAAAAGGCUGUCACAACGGCCAGCUAGACUGAAGUCUUCUAUAAAGUUCAAGUUAAAGUACCACUGAUAGUCUCACACACACACACACUUGGUGGAAUUAACCUCUGCUUUUGACCCACCCCCUGGGAAGUGAGGGGAGCAGUGGCCACGCCCGGGAAUCAUUUUUGGUGAUUUGACCCCCAAUUCCAACUCUUGAUGCUGAGUACCAAGCAGGGAGGUAAUGGGUCCCAUUUUUAUAGUCUUUGGUAUGACUCGUAAAAAAACGCAUAUCUGCUCCACUUAUAGUCCACCAAGGGCGGACGACCUUUUUUCCAGUAUGUGAACAAAAUGCUCUUUCGAACAA